Molecule: messenger RNA, 1166 nt
Organism: Physcomitrium patens
Lineage: Eukaryota; Viridiplantae; Streptophyta; Bryopsida; Funariales; Funariaceae
Product: polyubiquitin 11
Molecular function (GO): protein binding
Source: RefSeq, a predicted model, not a curated record
AUCUAAACCUCGGAUUGUGCGCUUCUAGAUACUGAAUUUGUUUCGACCCUGCCUUGUUGAGUGGCCGUAGAGGCUCGACAGUUAGGAUCAGUGUGCCGUUGAAUUUAGUGAUUGUGUAGCGACCAGUACGUCCUGUAAGGAUGCAGAUCUUCGUGAAAACUCUGACGGGGAAGACAAUUACCUUGGAGGUCGAGAGCUCGGAUACCAUCGACAACGUCAAGACCAAGAUUCAGGACAAGGAGGGAAUUCCUCCUGACCAGCAGCGAUUAAUUUUCGCCGGAAAGCAGCUGGAGGAUGGUCGCACGCUCGCCGACUACAACAUCCAGAAGGAGUCUACCCUUCACUUGGUGUUGCGUCUUAGGGGAGGGAUGCAGAUUUUCGUGAAAACCCUAACGGGCAAGACGAUCACCUUGGAGGUCGAGAGCUCCGACACAAUUGACAACGUUAAGACCAAGAUUCAGGACAAGGAGGGAAUUCCUCCUGACCAGCAGCGAUUGAUAUUUGCUGGAAAGCAGCUAGAGGAUGGCCGCACGCUCGCCGACUACAACAUCCAGAAGGAGUCUACCCUUCACUUGGUGUUGCGUCUUAGGGGAGGGAUGCAGAUUUUCGUGAAAACCCUAACGGGCAAGACGAUCACCUUGGAGGUCGAGAGCUCCGACACAAUUGACAACGUUAAGACCAAGAUUCAGGACAAGGAGGGAAUUCCUCCUGACCAGCAGCGAUUGAUAUUUGCUGGAAAGCAGCUAGAGGAUGGCCGCACGCUCGCCGACUACAACAUCCAGAAGGAGUCCACUCUUCAUCUGGUGCUCCGCCUCAGAGGUGGACAGUGAACUAAGUCACUACCUCUGCUGAAGGGCGAUCCGAUUUAUGUCCCCCUCCAAUCUGCUGAGCUAUUCAUCUUUUCUUUCUUAUGAAAGUAAUCAGGCCGUUAAUAUUUUGUCAAUAUAAUACACAGUUGAAAUAGAACUCUUUUCACAUAUCAUGCUCCACGUUGUGAAAGAAUCUCUGGUUUCAGUUUUCGCAAAAUUGAGGUGUGCAACUGCUCGGCAUGCUAAUUUUGGUGACUAGUGUUUGGUUCUAGUUCGAGGUUAUUCUCCCACGUUUCUCAAUGUGCUGCGAUGUGCAAGUUGAAAACCUGCGUCGAUGAUAAUGCUUUCUUCCAUGAA